Messenger RNA from Arthroderma uncinatum, 1557 nucleotides. Its product is annotated as short-chain-fatty-acid-CoA ligase. Gene Ontology annotation, biological process: fatty acid metabolic process. Lineage: Eukaryota; Fungi; Ascomycota; Eurotiomycetes; Onygenales; Arthrodermataceae. Gene Ontology annotation, molecular function: medium-chain fatty acid-CoA ligase activity. The record is from RefSeq and is a predicted model, not a curated record. The transcript has 5 exons. The coding region runs from base 1 to 1557 and encodes 518 amino acids.
AUGGAGCUGUCGAAGCCCGUUGGGGGUGUUGCAGAGUCUGUUAUCUCUAGGCACCAGAAUCAGCGAGUCACAUAUGAAGAAUUGGAUAAGAGGAGUAACUCCCUGGCUCGCGGGUUGGCAGCUACCGGUGUCAGGAAGGGUGACAGGGUAGCCGUUUCGUUGGGGAAUGGCAUGGAAUAUGCAAUUACAACAUACGCUCUAUUCAAACUGGGAGCGGUUCUGGUUCCUCUCAAUCCCUCGUUCAAUUUCAACCAAGUCGUUUCUGCCCUCAGUCACUUGGAAGCCACGCAUUUGAUUAUAAGUACGGAAGUGAACCUACCACGACGGGACCCUCGAUCCAACAUUCCUUUGCUCCAGCAGAUUGUCCCGAAUUUCGAGUCCAUAAAGGUUGAAUCUCCCGGCGUCCAGUCCCUCAAACAAAUAAUAUUAGUUCAGAACGAUGACGGACGAGUUGAUACUUCCUCCUUGAAAUGCGUCACGCCAUAUACCUCGAUAUAUUCAGAACUCUCGCAGGAUAUGAAGGCAUUGCCCGACCAGGGACUUUCUCCUAACGAUGUUGUAAAUAUUCAAUUCACAUCUGGGACAACGUCGAUGCCUAAAGCUGCAUGUUUGAGUCACCGAUCGAUUCUGAAUAACGGGGUGCAAAUCGGAGACAGAAUGCUACUCACGCCCAACGACAUCGUAUGCUGUCCUCCGCCGCUUUUCCAUUGUUUUGGAUGUAUAUUGGGAUAUAUGGCAACAGCUACUCAUGGAUCAGCUAUCGUAUUCCCAGCCGAAUCUUUCAACGCAGUUGCAACGUUGAAAGCGGUGCAGGAAGAGAAGUGUACGGCACUAUACGGUGUGCCAACGAUGUUCAUAGAGGAGCUUGAGCUCCUGGCGGACGGCGUGGUGCCGUACGAAGGGUUCCAGCAUCUACGCACCGGAAUUGCAGCUGGGAGCAGUGUUCCGGCAGAACUAAUGAAGAAACUACACAAGACACUUAACCUGACAGAGCUUACGAUAUGCUAUGGCAUGACAGAGACGAGUCCUGUCUCUACAAUGACAGCUACAGACGACCCUAUCGAGAAACGGCUAAACACCGUAGGUAAGUUGCUGCCACACGUCGAAGCGAGGGUCGUCGACCCCCUGGACCACAGCCGAAUCCUCCCUCUCGGUGAGAAAGGCGAAUUGACCGUCAGCGGAUACCUUGUGAUGAAGGGAUAUUGGGGCGCGCCAGAGAAAACAGCAGCCGUGAUGAUACCCGACUCAGAAGGAAAGAUAUGGAUGCAUACCGGCGACGAAGCCUCGAUGUCGGCCGAUGGGUAUAUCACAAUCACUGGACGCAUAAAAGACCUGAUCAUCCGUGGGGGUGAGAACAUUCACCCCCUCGAGAUAGAGAACUGCCUGCUCGCACACCCCGGCGUAUCCAACGUAUCCGUGCUAGGCGUGCCCGACGCGCGAUACGGAGAGGCCGUUGCUGCCUUCGUGGUUGCACAUGAAGAAGGAGGAGUCAGGGUGACUUCCGACGAGAUUAGAAGCUGGGUCCGGGAGAAGCUUAGCCAUCAUCUAGGUAAGUGA